ACAGUGUGUUUAGGCGAGACGAGUGAAGCUCGUGGAAAAAAGACUGAGAGGCGCGACUGUUCGAUGUAGCGGACUAUCGCUCAAACACCGGGAGCCUGUUGUGUGAAGUUUUCAGGCGACCAAAGAGUGUGUGGCUUUAGGCAUUUCAGUCUUUGAAAAGACGACAACAACUUAUAGUUAACAAACAAUGCGUGUUUAUAUAUUCCUUUACUGAUAACAUGAAAAGAAGCCGACGAAUAUUGCGUUAGUCAAAUGUAAACAAAUUCAUGGACAUGCAUUAUCCCUGCUGUUUGCUGUUGUCGAAUUGACUUGUGUAUUCGUGGGAUAUUCAACAGUUAGCUUUACAUUUUUUGCCUCUUAUAUUACUAACGCGUUAAUAUGGCAGAACACGAAAGUUUGGAGUUCGGAAAGGCGGACUUCGUUCUUCUGGACAAUGUCUCUUUGGACGAGUUUAUGGCAAACCUCAAACUCAGGUUUGAAAAGGGUCGUAUCUACAGCUACAUCGGAGAAGUGGUGGUUUCAGUUAACCCUUACCGUGCCAUGAACAUUUACGGACGGGACACCAUCGAGCAGUACAAAGGAAGAGAGCUGUAUGAGCGACCGCCACAUCUAUUCGCCAUCGCUGAUGCUGCAUACAAAGCCAUGAAGAGGAGGAACAAAGACACUUGCAUUGUUAUUUCAGGGGAGAGCGGAGCUGGAAAAACGGAGGCUAGUAAAUAUAUUAUGCAAUAUAUUGCUGCUAUCACCAAUCCCAGCCAAAGAGCAGAGGUGGAGAGGGUAAAAAACAUGCUGCUGAAGUCCAACUGUGUCCUGGAGGCUUUUGGGAAUGCCAAGACCAACCGCAAUGAUAACUCCAGUCGGUUCGGCAAGUACAUGGAUAUCAACUUUGAUUUUAAGGGAGACCCUAUUGGUGGCCAUAUCAACAACUACCUGCUUGAGAAGUCCCGAGUCAUUUUUCAGCAGGAAGGAGAGAGGAGUUUCCACUCUUUCUACCAGCUGGUGAAAGGAGCUCCAGAUGCUCAGCUGCGGUCCCUGCACAUUCACAGAGACCCCACAGCAUACACCUACAUCAAAGUUGGAGGCCACAUAAAGUCCUCUAUAAAUGACAGUGCUGAUUUUAAAGCUGUCACUGAUGCCAUGAAGGUCAUUGGAUUCACUACAGAGGAGAUUCAGACGGUCUACAAGAUCCUGGCUACCAUCUUGCAUCUGGGAAAUCUGACGUUUGGAAGUGAUGGAGACGUGACUCUAAUUGAGAACUCUAAGCUAGUGUCAGUUCUGGGGGAUUUGCUGUCCACCAAAGAUGAGAAUGUAGAAAAGGCUCUCCUCUAUCGCACAGUGGCCACCGGCCGUGAUGUCAUUGACAAACAGCACACUCAUCAAGAGGCCAGUUAUGGCCGCGAUGCUUUGGCCAAGGCCAUUUAUGAGCGGCUUUUCUGUUGGAUUGUGGGAAGAAUCAAUGAUAUCAUUGAGGUUAAAAACUAUGACGCCAGGGUUCAUGGGAAGAACACAGUCAUUGGAGUCCUGGACAUCUAUGGCUUUGAGAUCUUUCAGAAUAACAGCUUUGAGCAAUUCUGUAUAAACUACUGUAAUGAGAAACUACAGCAGCUCUUCAUUCAGUUGGUGUUGAAACAAGAGCAGGAAGAGUAUCAGAGAGAGGGCAUCCCCUGGAAACAUAUUGACUACUUCAACAAUCAGAUCAUUGUGGAUCUGGUGGAACAGCAGCAUAAGGGCAUUUUUGCCGUCCUCGAUGAGGCGUGCAUGAAUGUGGGGAAGGUGACAGAUGAGAUGUUCCUGCAGGCUCUCAAUGGAAAACUGGCAAAACAUGCCCACUACACCAGCCGCAAGCUUUCUCACACAGACAAAAACCUGGAGUUUGACCGAGACUUCCGCAUCCGCCAUUAUGCUGGAGAUGUGGUUUAUUCUGUUGUAGGCUUUAUUGACAAGAACAAGGAUACCUUGUUUCAGGACUUCAAGAGGUUACUUUACAACAGCUCAAACCCUGUGCUGAAGGCCAUGUGGCCAGAGGGCAAGCUGAGCAUCACGGAGGUCACCAAACGACCCCUGACUGCUGCCACUCUAUUCAAAAACUCCAUGAUAUCUCUGGUGGAGAACUUGGCCAGCAAGGAGCCGUACUACGUGCGUUGCAUAAAGCCGAAUGAUGUUAAGUCACCGCUGCUGUUUGAACACGAGCGCUGCAAGCACCAAGUGGAGUACCUAGGCCUCCUGGAGAACCUCAGGGUGCGACGAGCUGGUUUUGCUAACCGACAAACCUACCCACGGUUCCUUCAAAGGUAUAAGAUGAUCUCCGAGUUCACCUGGCCCAACCACGACCUGCCAUCUGAUAAGGAGGCAGUCAAACGUCUAUUGCAGGGUUGUGGGUUCGAACACGACGUGGCCUAUGGCAAGACAAAAGUGUUCAUUCGCACUCCUCGAACAAUCUUCAGCCUGGAGGAGCAGAGAGCAGAGAUGGUGAAGAGGAUUGUCCUCUUUCUGCAAAAGGUGUGGCGAGGGACACUGGCCAGAAUGCGUUACCGCCGCAUGCGUGCCGCCCUCAUCAUCAUCCGAGCAUACAGAAGAUACAAGGUCAAGUCAUACAUCCGUGAGGUCAACCGACGCUUCAAAAACGUGCGUGGCAUGAAGGAUCACGGCAAACAUGUGAAGUGGCCCACACCACCCAAGGUCCUGCGCAAGUUUGAGGAGGCACUGAGGAACAUCUAUAACAGAUGGUGGGCCUGGACGCUCAUUAAAGUCCUGUCUCCAGAGGAGAUGGUGCAGAUCAGGGCUAAAGUGGCCACAUUAGAGUGUCUGAAGGGGCAGAGAGCAGAUCUUGGCCUGCAGAGAGCCUGGGAGGGCAACUACCUGAAAAAGGACAGUCCUGGGACAGCUUCUUCCUUUACUCUUGUUUCCAGUGAUCUGCAGAGGAAAGAUAAGUUCAUGAGAGUCCUCUUCUCCUGCAAUGUCCGCAAAAUCAAUCGGUUCAAUAAAGCAGAGGAUCGAGCAUUGCUCAUCACGGAUCGCCACCUUUACAAAAUGGACCCCGUCAAGCUGUACAAGCCCAUGAAGAGCAUCCCACUCUAUAAUGUGACCGGAGUGAGCAUUUCCCCUGGGAAAGACCAGCUGGUCGUCUUUCACACCAAAGACAACCGGGACCUAAUUGUGUGCCUGCAGGGCAUGGUGCCAGCGGGGGACAGCCGCAUCGGAGAGCUGGUUGGGACCCUGCUCAGCCACUUCAAAAGUGAGAAGAGGAAGCUACAGGUGAACAUUGUCAGUCCCAUUCAUUGCAGUAUGAAUGGAAGGAAGUGCACUGUCAUCGUGGAAACCAAGAUCAACCAAUCACAGCCAGACUUCACCAAGAGCCGAUCAGGAUACAUUCUCUCAGUGCCAGGCAACUAGAUGACCAGAGAUCCCAAAACAGCCCCUUUAAAAGGACAUUGACAGCAGGGUAUCUAUUUUGUGCUAGUCCAAACCUUUUAGUUGAACUGUAGAUAUGAAGCCAUACCAAAUUUGCCUGAAGACAGGCAAGGAAAAAUGUUUAAUAAUAAAAAAUAAAAAAAAGUUUGUCCCUAAAUUCCAAACUUCAGUUUAGAUUAUGACAAGGAGGUAGCGAUAAAGACCCUCAGAAAAGAUUUACCAAACUCAUCGCUGUUUAUUUAUUAAACAUUAAAACCAAAUGAAGCGCAAUCAUAAACGUAGUAUUUAUGAGGAACAGGAUAUGCAGGAUUUUAAAAGUAUCUAACUUGUGUUUUGAGGUUUUUCCUUCAAAGGGAAUUUGUUGGUUUUUGAUCACUGCUUCAUGUUGGAUGAAGAAUAGCUCUGCUUGUGUCCCGAUGUAUUGCACAGAUCAUAAGCAGUCCUGCGGUUGCUGCUGAAUUUGAUCAGAUGUUCUUGAGCGGGAUGUGUUGAUCAUAUCCUUAAACUCAUUAACUGCUCAAAGAGGAGCGUUAAACUCUCUCGUAAUUUAAACCAUUCUUUUUUUCUGCAUAUAGCUGGUCAUUUAUAGCACAUUGUAUACAGAAACUGUCAUAUUGGAUAUAGCUUAUAUAAUGUACUGUAUAUGCACAAUAUAUAAUGUAGUUAGGAUGAGAGCUGUCAUUUAUUCACAUAUUUCCUGAUUUUGGAGUAGACAAGCAAAGAAACAACAACAAAAAAAACUAUUCAACCACUUCUGUGAUGAUAAAGCCAUUUAAAAAAUGCUCUCUCAUGUUUACAAUGACUUCAAAGUAGUUGCCAUUUUACAUGAGCCAAAAAUGCAUGUCACCAACCCAUUGUUUCAUUAGGGUCCAAUUUUACUUCUGUCAGCUAGUUCUAUUUAGUCAUAGUUCAGUAUUUUGUCAAUAUUACUACUGCAAACAGCUAGUGUUGAUAUUACGAACUUUGCACAUCUGUGUGUAUAAAUGUGUUCAAAUAAGAAAGAAAGAGAGCAGUAUUGAUUCAUAGAACAAAAUCAACAGAGUUCUGAGUGGAAACUCCCAAGAUGUCUGACCCAGUUUGAAGCUUUCGUAACUGAUAAAGAAAGUGCCAAGCUGAAAACUGACUGCUGUUUUUCAUUCCUGAGAUGUUUGCAUAAAUCUGGUUUUCCAUAAUUGUUCCAUUGUUUUGUUCAUGGCUUCUAGAAAGAGAUCUUUUUUAUCAGUUAAUUAGGAUCGUUUUCUGGUGGCCAAAAAUAUCCCUAAGCUCCGAUCACUGGGUGGAAUUAAAAUGAGGGAAUGUGCAUUCGAUGGUGAACUAAGGGUCACGACAGUCAGACGGUCAGUGAACGCUGAUCAUGUCUGCUUCAAACAGGUGCACACGCACUCUCUCAUCUUCUUUCUCAGUCAGUGUGCUCUCUCUUGACUGUUAGCCUGGAUUGUUAAAGUGUGUCAGUAAAAAAAAAUGCACAUAUAGUACGUUAGGAAGAUCAAGUCAGAUGAUCUGAUCCAGUUUCUGCUCACCAGUUCUUAAAAGCAAAGAAUUGCAAUAAAUGGACUUACAGCGAUUUCUAAAAGUUGUCAAGGUCUAUUUUUCUAGAAAUCAAACACUAUUGUAUAUUAGACAUUUUUUGGCCAUCAGUAGAAAAAUACUGACUGUGUGCAAAUGCUCUUUUACCUUGAUAAAAGGAGUUAUAUAGUUGAUUAAGUUGCAUAAAAUCCAACCCAUUUUGUGGAGAGAGCAGUCUGUUUUGUUCUGGCAGAGAAAGUCAUAUGAUACCGAAUCAUUAUAUAAUAUAAAGUAAUUUCUGUCUUUCUUGUCGUGAACCCCAGUGAUUCUGUUUAAGUGCAGAAUAAUUCCAGUUCCCAGGUAAAAGUCUUUUAUGUUCUUUGUUGUAAUUAUACCUAUUCAUCUUGGUUAAUGUUCGAGAUUCAGUCUGAUCCGAUCAAAUAAUGUGCCUACUUUUAUACUUUAAUUAUUUAAUUAAUAUAUUUUAAAUGAUGUUUUAAAUUUUGAAAAUAUGUUACACAUGAUUGGACCAAGUCAAAAAGGGAAUCCAGUUUAUACAGUGGGUUUCUUUAGGAAUAGCUUUUUUUUCAUAAGUAUAUUAACACAAUAACCUGUGCAUUUAGUAAUGAAAAUGAUUAUAUGGAAACCAAGCAGCUACACUUUAAAACCAUUAUAUUGCUUAGGAAUGUUUUACUGUUUUGUUUUGUUAAUCAAAUAAACGCUGUACCAAAUAUCUGCUCCUGAAAAUAAACAUGCCCUUGAAGUGUCUGCUCCAAGGCUUUUGCUCCAUCA
Molecule: messenger RNA, 5709 nt
Organism: Carassius auratus (goldfish)
Lineage: Eukaryota; Metazoa; Chordata; Actinopteri; Cypriniformes; Cyprinidae
Gene: myo1d
Product: myosin 1D
Exons: 22
Coding region: 379-3393 (1004 amino acids)
Biological process (GO): endocytosis; actin filament-based movement; actin filament organization
Cellular component (GO): plasma membrane; actin cytoskeleton; cytoplasm
Molecular function (GO): ATP binding; microfilament motor activity; actin filament binding
Source: RefSeq, a predicted model, not a curated record